Messenger RNA from Nannospalax galili (Upper Galilee mountains blind mole rat), 576 nucleotides. RefSeq names its product chromosome unknown C2orf74 homolog (gene Dema1). NCBI's taxonomy places the organism in Eukaryota, Metazoa, Chordata, Mammalia, Rodentia, Spalacidae. The record is from RefSeq and is a predicted model, not a curated record. Bases 1 to 576 code for a protein of 191 amino acids. The transcript is spliced from 4 exons.
AUGGACAAGUCUUCUAAAGCAAGCCCCACGAGCUUUGAAACCACAGUGAUCACUUUCUUCAUUAUCCUUUUAAUUUGCUUCAUUUGCAUCCUCCUUUUACUGGCGGUUUUUUUAUAUAAAUGUUUCAAAGGCACGAAGACUCAAGAGUCAGAAAAGCAUCUUUGUACAGAUGAAAGUGGAGGUGAAGAUUGUUUAGUGGCAAAUAGGGAGAUGAGCAAACCUGAAGAGCAAGAAAAGAUCCUACUACACUAUGUGAACUUGGAAGCACCAGUGAGGCCUGGCAUUCUUGUUCAAAGACAGAGUAAGGAAGUGGUGGGCACACCCUUAGGAGAAGAGGCAGAAGACAAGGACAGAAAAAAACAGAUGGAGGAGACUGAGAACUUUGGAGAAACUGAUCGAGAGGGUGAAAAUGUACAGAAAGCACCUAGACCUGUCCAUAGAACUCCUUCCGCUGUUGAAGGCCAAAAAAGACCAUUAAAAGGAGUGACAUUUUCUAAGGAAGUGAUUGUUGUGGAUCUUGGAAAUGAACACCCCACACCAGGAAGCUAUGCUCAAGAACACAAAGAGAGAAAAUAG